Messenger RNA from Scleropages formosus (Asian bonytongue), 5437 nucleotides. RefSeq names its product solute carrier family 12 member 5a (gene slc12a5a). Gene Ontology annotation, biological process: cell volume homeostasis; potassium ion homeostasis; potassium ion import across plasma membrane. Gene Ontology annotation, molecular function: potassium:chloride symporter activity. Gene Ontology annotation, cellular component: plasma membrane. NCBI's taxonomy places the organism in Eukaryota, Metazoa, Chordata, Actinopteri, Osteoglossiformes, Osteoglossidae. Bases 350 to 3691 code for a protein of 1113 amino acids. The record is from RefSeq and is a predicted model, not a curated record. The transcript is spliced from 26 exons.
UCCGCCAAACUCCGGCGGCCGCGCUCGCUCCCUCGCUCUCUCUCCUCCCCUCCUCGCUCUCUUUCUCUCCCUCUCCCCCUCCUUCCCCUCCACCUCCUAAAGAGAGAGGAGCGUGCGCCGCGGCGACCGAGAGCACCGAGCAGCGACAAGCACAGGACCUGCGGUAAGAGCCAGGGGGAGCGUCCGCCGCUCCGUCGCAGCUCCUCUCUGCCUGCCGAGUGAUAGCCGGGGGACGCGCGCACUUACCCACAUCCCCUCAGCCUCCCUCCGUGUGCAUUCCUGCCCUGUUUCCCGCUGGUUUUCCACAUCUCACUGGGAGGACACCUGGGGAGAGGCGGCCGCACCGAGGAUGCUAAACAACGCGACCGACUGCGAGGAGGGCGAUGGAGGACCCAACAGCCAGGGUGAUGGGAACCCCAAGGAGAGCAGCCCCUUUAUUAACAGCAGCGAUGUGGAGAAAAGUCAGCAGUACGAUGGCAAGAACAUGGCCCUGUUUGAGGAGGAGAUGGACACCAGCCCCAUGGUGUCAUCCUUGCUCAGCAGCCUGGCCAACUACUCCAACCUCCCGCAGGGCAGCAAAGAGCACGAGGAGGCCGAGAACAACGAGGAGGCGCGCAAGAAGCCCGUCAAGGCUCCGAGGAUGGGCACCCUGAUGGGCGUCUACCUGCCUUGCUUGCAAAAUAUCUUUGGCGUCAUCCUCUUUCUUCGGAUGACCUGGCUGGUGGGCAUCGGCGGGGUGCUGGGCACCUUCAUCAUUGUCUUCAUGUGCUGCUCCACCACCAUGUUAACAGCUAUCUCUAUGAGUGCCAUCGCCACCAACGGAGUGGUGCCUGCUGGUGGUUCCUACUACAUGAUUUCACGUUCCCUUGGUCCUGAGUUUGGCGGCGCUGUCGGCAUCUGCUUCUACCUGGGGACCACAUUUGCCGGAGCCAUGUACAUCUUGGGCUGCAUCGAGAUCCUCCUGAUCUACAUUGCCCCCCAUGCAGCCAUCUUCCGGCUGGAAGGCUUGGAGGGGCCAGAGGCGGAGGCAGCCCUGCUCAACAACAUGCGUGUGUAUGGGACCUGCGUGCUCACUUUCAUGGCCAUCGUGGUCUUUGUUGGCGUCAAGUACGUCAACAAGCUGGCUCUCGUCUUCCUCGCCUGUGUGAUCCUCUCCAUCCUGGCCGUCUAUGCCGGCGUUAUCAAGACUGCCUUCGAGCCGCCAGACUUUCCAAUCUGUAUCCUAGGGAAUCGCACCCUGGUGUGGAAGGGCUUUGACGUGUGCGCCAAGAUGAUCGAGCAGGAAAAUGGCACUGUUACCACCAAGCUGUGGAAGCUGUUCUGUGACUCCGAGUUCCUCAACGCCACCUGUGAUGAGUACUUUGCCAACAACAAUGUGUCGGAGGUUCAGGGUAUCCCAGGCAUCACCAGUGGCAUUCUGGCAGAGAACCUGUUUGGGAACUACUACCAAAAGGGCGUGGCGAUCGAGAAGCGUGGCAUUCCCUCUGUGAUGGACCCUGAUGCCCCCCUGUCAAGUCUCAAUCGAUAUGUUCUGGCAGACAUCACCAGCUACUUCACCCUGCUGGUGGGCAUCUACUUCCCAUCAGUCACAGGAAUCAUGGCUGGCUCCAACCGCUCAGGAGACCUGCGGGAUGCACAGAAGUCCAUCCCCAUUGGCACCAUCAUGGCCAUCACCACCACCUCAUUAGUCUAUAUGUCAAGUGUGGUGCUGUUUGGUGCCUGCAUUGAGGGAGUGGUGCUCAGAGACAAGUUUGGAGAAGCCGUCAACGGCAAUCUAGUGAUCGGCACUCUAGCCUGGCCUUCACCAUGGGUGAUUGUGAUUGGCUCUUUCUUCUCCACCUGUGGGGCGGGGCUUCAGAGCUUGACUGGAGCGCCGCGCCUCCUGCAGGCCAUCGCUCGUGACGGCAUCGUGCCUUUCCUCAGGGUGUUUGGCCAUGGCAAGGCGAACGGUGAGCCCACCUGGGCCCUGCUGCUCACCGCCUGUAUCUGUGAGAGUGGGAUCCUCAUUGCCUCCCUGGACUCUGUGGCCCCCAUCCUCUCCAUGUUCUUCUUGAUGUGCUACAUGUUCGUCAACCUGGCCUGUGCUGUGCAAACUCUCCUGCGAACACCCAACUGGAGACCCCGCUUCAAGUUCUACCACUGGGCGCUGUCUUUCCUGGGCAUGAGCUUGUGUCUGUCACUUAUGUUCAUCUGCUCCUGGUACUAUGCCAUCGUCGCCAUGGUGAUCGCUAGCUGCAUCUACAAGUACAUCGAGUUCCGCGGGGCAGAGAAGGAGUGGGGAGAUGGAAUCAGGGGUCUGUCGCUCAGCGCUGCUCGAUUUGCUCUCAUGAGACUAGAGGAGGGGCCUCCUCACACCAAGAACUGGAGGCCACAGCUGCUGGUGCUGGUGAGCGUGGAUGCGGAGCAGAACGUGGAGCAACCCCGAAUGCUCUCCUUGACCUGCCAGCUGAAGGCAGGUAAAGGUCUGACCAUCGUAGGAACUGCACUGGAGGGCACUUUCCUGGACAACCAUCCCCAAGCGCAGCGGGCAGAGCAGUCCCUGAGAAAGAUGAUGGAGACAGAGAAGGUGAAGGGCUUUUGCCAGGUGGUCAUCUCGUCCAAUCUGCGAGAUGCCACGUCCCAUCUUAUCCAGGCUGGAGGCCUAGGUGGCUUGCAGCACAACACUGUGUUGGUCAGCUGGCCACGCAACUGGAAGCAGGCUGAGGACCACCAAACCUGGAGGAACUUCAUUGAGCUGGUGAGAGAGACCACAGCAGCCCACCUGGCUCUCCUGGUACCCAAGAACAUCACGGCAUUCCCGUCCAAUGGGGAGCGCUUCACCGAGGGAAGCAUCGACGUUUGGUGGAUCGUGCACGAUGGUGGGAUGCUCAUGCUGUUGCCGUUCCUCCUGCGUCAGCACAAGGUGUGGAGAAAGUGCAAGAUGCGUAUCUUCACCGUGGCCCAGAUGGACGACAACAGCAUCCAGAUGAAGAAGGACCUCACCACCUUCCUGUAUCACUUGCGUAUCGAUGCCGAGGUGGAAGUGGUGGAGAUGCACGACAGCGAUAUCUCAGCCUACACCUAUGAGAAGACCCUCGUGAUGGAGCAAAGGUCACAGAUCCUGAAGCAGAUCAACCUCACCAAGAACGAGCGCGAACGAGAGAUCCAGAGCAUCACCGACUCAUCCCGCGGGUCCAUCCGCCGUAAAAACCCUGCCGCUGUCACCACACAGCUUAGCGUGUCUGAGGAGCAGCCCGGGUCCAGCGAGCCAGAAAAGCCUGAGGAGGAGGUGCAGCUUAUCCAUGAGAAUGCCACACCAACCCCAACCAGCCCCCAGUCACCCGCUGAGAGUGCAGAGACCCCUGGUGACAAGGUGCACAUGACCUGGACAGACAAGUUUGACGGAGACCAGGCAAAAGCCCCCAGUGCACCCAGUCCUGAAGGCAUCAAGGACAUCUUCAACAUGAAGCCGGAAUGGGAGAAUCUAAACCAGUCUAAUGUGAGACGCAUGCACACUGCACUGAAAUUGAACGGCGUCAUCGCAAAGAAGUCCCAGGAAGCCAAGCUAGUGCUUCUAAACAUGCCGGGCCCACCCAAGAACCGGACUGGCGAUGAGAACUACAUGGAAUUCCUUGAGGUCCUGACAGAGGGUCUCAAUCGGGUCCUCCUUGUGCGUGGCGGAGGACGUGAGGUCAUCACCAUUUACUCCUGAAGGGCCAGCCCACCAUUCCCUACCACCCCCCACCUACUCAUUUCAUUCCUACCUCUCCACAGACUGAUCCAUUUCUCCAGCAUCGCUGUCCGAGAGACGCCCCUCGCAUCCGAGCAAUAUCCCUACUGCCACACGCUCUCUUUAAACCAUGUUUUGGCACCCACUCCGAAACUUACUUGUACCAGCACAUUCCAUUGCACUCUGACGCCCCAGACUUCCUAUUCUCAGACGCCCAGAAGUCACUCACUGCACAGUGCCAACAGCAGCCAAGAGCGCAGAUGCUGAACUAUGUCUUUCACUCCUUGCAUGUGGAAGAGGGAUAUGGCUUUAGCCAGUCCAGUUGCCCAACCACCAGCCAUCACGUCAUCGCUCCACAGGACACGUUCGACUCCAGUCGGCACUCUGCCAACCAGGUUGCUAAACAUCUCAGCGAGCCAGCAGUGCGGUCCUCGUGACUGACUGCCUGCAGAUGCCCCGCCUGGCUUCCCUCAUCACGUUCAAUCCUCAUCCUUGUCUACUGUUCCUCACCUCUUAGUCCCAUUCGUCAAGAAUUGAUUCAAUGGAAGUCUGAGGAUUGUCUUUGUUAUUUUGGUUACCUGGUGGUCAGUUUUGGAAGUGGCAUUCCAGAAGGAUACCUCGGAAGCACUUAAGAGUUGUGGGUUUAGGAUGGCUGAAGGACAGGAGAGAAAUUUAGGGGAGUUCCUGCUCUUGGCUUCCUGGUACUCCCACAAAAUUCCAUCUAGGGAAUGGGAAUGCUGUAUUUAUUGAUUGGCGGUGCAUUACGAAACCGCACGGGCCACCCUGAACCCUCGGUUUCAAAUUCUCUGAUGAAAGGGGGUUGUAGCCAUCGGUACAGAUGGAGACACCAGGACAGCAACUAUCAUGCAUGGCAUCUGCUCCUCAUGAGUGGCAGGGCCUCCAACAGGCAGCUCAACUUCUGGCCAAGGGGGUCCCAGAAAGAUGCAAUUUCUCCUACCCAUGCUUCUGAUGUGAGGAUUAGAUCUUUGAGAGGAGUGUGCUGAUACGGGCUGGUUUAAAAGGUCUCCAGUCCCAGUGUGGCAAACAGUUACAAAAUGACCAUUUCCUGCUUUUCGCUCCUGAAUGUUGUUUUUCGGGCUGCGGUCCAAGACGGGUUGGCUGCAUCUUGCAUUCAAUAAAUGCUACGUUGUAGCGUGACACUCUUCAGAGGCAGCUCUGUGAACCCCUACAUGCCAGCCGAUGCGGUGCCAAGACAGAAUCUCAGACAGGGUUGUUUCGUUUAGCAGUGGGGCGACAAUGUACCCAACCUCCCCCCCAUGAAUGCAAAAAUCAAGAGCGAAAAGAAGCACUGUAUCCAGGCGUAAACAUUUUUCAGAGGUUUGCCCGACUGCAACCCCAAUGAGGAUUGUUGUAAAUAAUGUACAAAGCUCGGACGCGUAGCAGAAUAUGAGUGUGGUAAUUUUUUUCGUGACUAACAAACAGCUUCAAGCAGAAGGGCCGCUCAUUGCCUAUCAAUUGACGCUUCGAGGCAGUUUUCGCUCUUCUCACUGUUGCAAAGGUUACGGUAUCCUCGACACGUCUGAAUGGUCGUACACUGUGCACUGAGUGAUUGAUCCACUGUGCAACUGAUUAUAUUUAACAAAUUAUGUGACACUUUUGCUUCUACCCUUUAGAAAAGAUAAUGGUGUUUAUUCACAAUAUUUUUGCAAUGUUUACAAAGAUCAGCUACACAGAAGCUGUAUAAAGCGCUAUACAAAAUUCUAUAUA